AUGUUCGAAAGUGUCCGCACUGCCGUGAAAGCCCAGUUACAGAACAAAGUAAAUGUAAAUGAGGCCGAGUUGCUGUCUUCAUUGUUGCCUGAAAGCUACUCGCUCGCCCAGAUUUGCGAUGAGCUGGUUACCGAUGAAGAUCAACUCGAAAGCCUCCUCAUACUGAGUGGCUGUUUCGAUGAAUUCGAGAGGCUCCAGAGAGAGGAUAACGAUGAGGAAUCAUCCAUCAAGCUCUCAUUAUGGGUUUCGAAAGCCAUCGUACCGGGUGGGGACUGCGUGUCUGAAAAUGAAGCGUUUGAAGACAAACCUUCCUCGUCACGAAAUGAAGCUCUCCGGCUAGCCCAGCGCAAAGGAACUCUUGGCCUCAAAAGUCUCCAGGUUCUCUGCAGACUCAACGACUCCGUUCCAGACACCAGGGUAUUACUCUCGGUUUUAGCUUUUACCUCACAGAAGGACCCAUGGACGACAUCAGAAUCCGCCUCAAUCGCCCAGCAGUUCUUCUCCCUGCCCUCGAUCCAGCGGUACACUUCCAACCCAGAAUUCAUCCCUCAGAAGCUCCUACAAGAAUUCACCCGCCCGCUCUUCUCAGCCUCAAAGCCCGAGUCCAUCACGACAGCUGGCCGAAAAGCAAUGCCCAGCACUGCACCUCCCAAGCGCCACGACUUUGUGAACGAGAAGAAAAGUCAACCAUGGAGGUAUGAGGUGCCAUAUUCGAUCGCUGUGCUGGAGUGGGCUGUUCAGAACGCUUCGGAUGAGAUAAUCUUGACUUCCUGGCCUCUCAUAAUUCCACCGCUUUUGACGCUGCUCGACACCCCCACGACCCCGCUCCUAGUCCGGGGUCUCAAUCUCACAACCACUUUCCUCCCUCGCCUUUCUACCAAGCCCCAACUUCUCACGCAAACAGGCCUCUUCUCCGUCUUCGAAGAAGCUAUUCUGCCUACUACUCUAUACCUCCCCUCCAUCACGCCUCUCGAAGACUCCCUCCUCAUCCUACCCGCAGCAUACUCAGCACUCUUCGCCCUCUACACCGCGCGAUUCCAGCCCACCCCCCAUCCUUCUCCCGCAAAAACAGAGACAGAAACAGAGAUGGGAACAGUAAAAGCCACUAUCAACCGCUCCUCAAAAGCCAUUGCCGAAACCGAGCAGCACCAACGCCUCCACUUCCUCGACCGUGUCUUCCGCAGAGGAAUUCUACCCGCCGCCUCCCACACCUCCUCCUCCUCCCACUCCUCCGCCAUAACUAUCGUCCUGCUCGCCCACGUCUCCCCCAUCGUCGAGAAACUCGGCAUGCACGCCGUCAAGCACCUCAAGUCCAUCAUCCCAAUGCUCGCCCAAGCCUUCUGCGUGCCGCGCUACGACCUCAUCCAGCAGGCGCUGCGGACGCUACAGGUCGUGAUCCUGAACUGCUGGGCCCGGAUCGGGGAGGAGGCAUGGCGCAUCGAAGUGGUGAGGAUGCUGGUGGUGUGUAAGGAGACUGUGCACGUAUUUCAAUUGGGCAGGGAAGAUGUACGGAUGGCGAGACUUUGGGAGUCGAUGGCCGUUGUGGGGAGGCUGUUGGUUAGGGCUGUUGAGGGGAGAGUCGAUAUGAGGGAGGAGUUGAGGCCGUUGGUUGAGGCUGAUGCGGAGGUUGGGGAGGUGUUUGGGAUAUGA
This is a messenger RNA of Drepanopeziza brunnea f. sp. 'multigermtubi' MB_m1, 1650 nucleotides long. RefSeq lists its product as uncharacterized. NCBI's taxonomy places the organism in Eukaryota, Fungi, Ascomycota, Leotiomycetes, Helotiales, Drepanopezizaceae. The record is from RefSeq and is a predicted model, not a curated record. Gene Ontology annotation, cellular component: nucleus; TTT Hsp90 cochaperone complex; cytosol.